Arabis nemorensis is the source of this 1512-nucleotide messenger RNA. The record is from the annotation of a GenBank genome assembly. NCBI's taxonomy places the organism in Eukaryota, Viridiplantae, Streptophyta, Magnoliopsida, Brassicales, Brassicaceae.
AUGACAUCUAGUGACGUCAACCAUAUCGAUGCUACGGACAAGAUUGAUGUAUACGCCGUCGUUUCAAUCGACGGCGACACUACUCAAAAGAAGCAAUCAGCCAAAACACCCAUUGAUUACGACGGUGGUCCAAAUCCGACAUGGAAUCACACUGUAAAGUUCUCCGUCAACGAGAGAGAAGCAAACGAAGACCUAUUAAUCGUAAAAGUCAAGUUAUAUAGCUAUUGGCUAGAACAUGAGAAUGACCUUUAUAUGGGAGAAGUCAACGUCUCGGUUCAUGAGCUUCUUGCUUCAAAUCCGCUUCCACCGUUUGUUAACGGUAACGUCAAUAAAAUGAAGUCAUUGACUUACCCUCUCAAACUCAUAGGAGAAACAAAACCAAAUGCAAAGUUGAGCCUCUCGUACCGUUUCAAACCAGUACCGGUUCAUGACCUGUAUCCUCAGCCUUCAGCACCACCGGUUUACUUGUCACGUUUUAGUCAACCCAUUUACACAAACCCGGAUCCAGCAAUAUUAGGUCAGUCCAUCAUUUAUGCUCCUCAGGUUCAGACCACUGGUCAAGCCACUACAAGGACGAAACUAACCUUAGAGCUCGUGCUCAUAUAUGCUAAGGACAUAAGAAAUGUCAAUGUCUUCGAUGACAUGGACGUAUAUGCUUCUAUUAUGAUCCGUUGGGGCAAGGAAACAAUCAAGCAUAACACCAAAACCCCUAUCGCAUAUUCCGGCUUUAAAUCCCCAACUUGGAAUAACGCCGUCAAGUUUUCGCUCGACGAGGAGGAGGCAGCUCGAGAAGACCGUUUCACACUCAUCGUCGAAUUGAUGAGCCACCGGCCACUGAUGGGAGAUAAGCAUAUUGGAAAAGUACAAGUACGGAUUCAAAAACUUAUUGAUUCAAACCAGCCGCCUCGGCUAAAUGACGUCGAUGCUAUCGGUAUGAAGUUAGUGACACACAAGGUGACUGUUCCUAAAGGGGUAAAAGGAUUCCUAACCUUCAAAUAUAGGUUUCUUAAGGAGCAAGUUAUGAGUCCAAUUGUUCCAGACACAAAACCCCAACCAUAUAAUGUGUAUGUACCCGUCCCACAUCAGUCAUACGGUUCAGCAGAUCCGGUUCAUGAAACCCCGGGUUACAUGACUGUUCACCAAGGAGCAAAUGUUGGGACAAGUAAUGGUCUAAUGCCACUUUAUAUGCCGCCUCCAUAUCAACCACAUGGAUACCAACAAUAUUCACAACCGCAACCGCAUCUACCAUCACAAAAUCUGCAGCCUCAACCACAACCUCAUCAGCAGUUCUCCCUCGAUUCGCAAUCACAAAUGUAUCAGUACUCACAUGGAUACCAUCAAUAUUCACCAUCGCAACCUCAGAUGCAACCGCAACUGCUACACCCAAGACCACAAAUGAACGCACAAGGUGGGAGCAUGGGAGGACUAGGAUUAGGGGCAGUGGUUAUGGGACAAGUAAUAGGAGGAGCUUUAACGAGUGACAUGAUGUCCAACGAAGUGAAACAUAUAUGA